AAACAAGCCAGAGACCCAGUAGUUUGUGAAGACAGAACAGAAUAGUGUUUCAUCAACCAAUGCAUCCUUUGUACAUCUACACUGAGACACUAGUUCUUUAAUGAAUCACUUUCCUCUGCAAGGCAAUAUGGAAUAUCCAGGGCAACACUGGAAGCAGUGGGGAGAUUAUUAUCCCGAAAUUUUCCCCCAAGGCUUUUAUGAAACUUAUUCGUUAAACACUGUUCUCAACAACCAUGCAGAUUAUUUUCAUCAUCAGAAUUAUUUCAACCAUCCGACAAUGUCAUUGAGCAGGAGAUCACAGAAUGUUAUUCUCAACCAUGAGGGAUCACCGCCUCACGUAAUUCAACACCAGCAGCUUGAACAUUAUCAACAAGCCAACCAAGUGCAAAGAACGAGGUUUCCCGAUGAAAGUCUGUCUUCCUCUAUCCAACAAGUGAUUGUCACAUCACACUCAGGCUUGCCGGCUUAUGGAGCUACAGCAGACAACACAAAACAAAAUGAAACGCCCAAAAUGUGUAUCCUUGCACUUUCCAUGAUGAUAGCUGGCAUCCCCACUGUCCCUGUGCCGAGAGUGAAAGCGGAGGACAUGAUGUUGGCUGCACAAAAAUUCAGAGCUGACAACCCAAACCUAAGCGGCGACAUAGAUGAAAUGCUGAAAGACAGAAGAGAGAGAAAAGAGGUCUUUAUCAGUGAUCAACGUUUCCCCGUUAACAAUGCAGAUGAAAGGAUGAAUUGGAAAAGAAUGAGAGAAAGUGGAAUCCGUUAUCCUCAAAUUAACGUCUUGGUUAUAGAGAGUGGUGAUCAGUCAGAUGCAAAGAAAGUCCUAUCAAAUAACUUAAUGCUCGUAUGAAUGCUGGACCUUUUAGAAUAAGUUGGCCUCAGGGAAAAAGACAUUCCAAUUGCUUCAAAGAAUACUGUUUAUAAAUAUGAUGUUGUUAGUUCUUAUACAUUAGAAAAGAGCAUUUGAAAGUAAAUCUGUAUAUGAUUGACUGUCGUAAGUUGUGCUUACAGUUCAGUUUUUUUUUCCUCAAUUAUGCUUUAUAAUUUGUAAUAAUAUUCAAUACACAAAGUAAUAUAUUGGGUGUUAUUUACUAUUACCAACGAUAUCUGUGAAUUUUGUAUUAUGAAGGCAAAUACAAACUUCCAAAUAAUAUCUAGAAAAUAGUCUAGUUUGUAAGUCUAUUUGCAAAU
This is a messenger RNA of Leucoraja erinaceus (little skate), 1191 nucleotides long. RefSeq lists its product as uncharacterized. The transcript has a single exon. The record is from RefSeq and is a predicted model, not a curated record. Bases 101 to 850 code for a protein of 249 amino acids. Gene Ontology annotation, biological process: spermatogenesis. NCBI's taxonomy places the organism in Eukaryota, Metazoa, Chordata, Chondrichthyes, Rajiformes, Rajidae.